This is a messenger RNA of Coregonus sp. 'balchen', 1786 nucleotides long. NCBI's taxonomy places the organism in Eukaryota, Metazoa, Chordata, Actinopteri, Salmoniformes, Salmonidae. The record is from the annotation of a GenBank genome assembly.
GAAAAAGGCAAAGAUGGCGAUAUUCAGUGUGUACGUUGUAAAUAAGGCUGGGGGAUUAAUUUACCAGUAUGACAAUUAUGUACCGAGAGCAGAAGCAGAGAAAACAUUCAGCUAUCCUUUAGAUUUGGUUUUAAAGAUCCACGAUGAGAAAGUUGUUGUAUCAUUUGGUCAACGUGAUGGAAUCCGAGGUACAGUAGGUUGUCAGCCACAGUCAAAUGAUCACAUCAAUGCUUACAAAAAUUAUAUAGUGAUAACUGGUUGUGAAUGUCAUGGUUGGAACUCAAAUGUUGCAUUGUGCAUGCUUCUAUUUAUUGUUAACAUUGUGCAAGCAUUAUUCUAUUAAUGUAGUGGGCCAUGCUUUACUGUCCAUCAAUGGAGUGGAUGUCAACGGCAAGUUCACAGCGGACGGGAAGGAGAUCGUCGAAUACUUGAAAGACUCAACAAACUAUCCGGUGUCCAUACGGUUCGGAAGGGCUCGUUUGAGUUCCAAUGAAAAACUGAUGCUGGCUUCAAUGUUUCAUUCGUAAGUAGUUACAGUUUAAGUGAUUACAGCUGUCAGCUUCUAACAUUAAUAAAUCCUUUAUGGAUGGUGACAUUUGCUUUUCCAUGAUCUUGCUGUAUGUUGUGUUGUACUCUUUCCUAGGUUGUUUGCUAUUGGUUCACAGCUGUCCCCUGAAGUUGGCAGUUCAGGAAUUGAGAUGCUGGAGACUGAUAUGUUUAAACUGCACUGCUUUCAGACACUCACUGGUAAAGCCAUGCAUUCAUACACCGCUAUCAGUCACUGUGUGCGAUGCCUACAUGCAAUGCUCUUGGUUUAAAAAACGAAAUCUGCCUGUGUCAACUUUUAAAAAAUUAGGUGUGAAGUUCAUUGUGCUGGCAGACCCCCGUCAGUCUGGCAUUGAUGCACUCCUCAGGAAGAUUUACGAGAUCUAUUCAGACUUUGCCCUCAAGAACCCCUUCUACUCUCUGGAGAUGCCUAUCAGGUAACUGUCACAUGUCAAAUAUCUGCUCUCUGUCUCUGUCACAAGUCUUCAUCAGUUAGCCAAGUCAGUGAUGAGCAACCAUGGUGAGAUAUAUUUUUUGCCCUCUCUUGUUACAGGUGUGAACUCUUUGAUCAGAAUUUGAAGGGUGCAUUGGAGAUAGCAGAGAAAGCUGGUAACUUUGGACCUGGAUCUUGAGCAGGAACAAACCUGAUAGAUGUGUACCAAGGCAAAUCCAGAGGAUCAAUUGCUCCUGUUUUUCUUUUUUUCUUUUUUUUUUAAACCAAUCCAUUGAAUUGUGUUUGUUGUGACUGGGAAGCUACAGUACAUUGCAUGUCUCCAAGCAGUGCUGAUAUUUCAGAACUAAUGUUGAAUAACUUGUAUAUGAGAAGGAUAUGCUAUACUGGGAUACAAUGUAAAUACUGAAUGUUUUGUUUUUGUACAUACUUUAUGAAUAAAUACCACUGUAACAUUUUCAUAAUCUCUAGCCUUUCUUUCCAAUGCAAUCCUUUAAAAGUAACUAAAAUCAACCACAACAUAAGGUAUUUUAUUCAAGUCUUGUCUAUUCAAACAGAUUACACCCAUAUAAGAAGACGUGUUCAGUGCCAUUAAAAAAAAGUGAACAGAACAUUUGACCAUAAAGUGUCUUGGUUUCAAAUGAUUAAAUUAAAAUCAAACUGACACAUUUUCAAUAUGUGAAUCUAGGAUCUAUUUUAUGCCAUGAGCAUUGAAAAUAGAUUUAAGUAACACAACAUGGUUGAUGUACUUGCAUCUGAACAUUGUCUGAAUACAUCUUCAGUGAAAAU